This is a messenger RNA of Salvia hispanica, 2827 nucleotides long. Lineage: Eukaryota; Viridiplantae; Streptophyta; Magnoliopsida; Lamiales; Lamiaceae. The record is from RefSeq and is a predicted model, not a curated record.
AAAGUAGAACAAUACCAUCAACCACCGCCCGCAACAUUUCGUAUUUCCACUGCGCCUUUUUCUUCCCACCAAUUUAAUGGCUCGCUCUCUCAUUUCUAUAAACGCUACGCCUUCAAUCCGAAACUGGCAAACAAUCGAGAUUUCAAUUCUAAUUCGCUUCAUUCUUACCUGAAAUGGUGAAAUCGGAAGACGCAAAGAAAUCACGCGUGAAUCAAUGGUAUCUGAUUUUCAUCGGCGCUGCCGUCGCUCUCGUCCUUGCUAUUUCGUUUGUUCCGAGGAACUCUCCGGUCGCCUUGAUUGAUCGCAUCAAAAGCUGCUAUUGCUCUCAGGAAGGGCUUAAAUAUCAUGGACUUGUGGAGGAUUGUUGUUGUGAGUAUGAGACCGUGGAUCGGAUCAAUGUGGAGGUGUUGUAUCCCUUGCUCCAACAGAUUGUGAAAUAUCCAUUCUUCCGAUACUUUAAGGUAAAAUUGUGGUGUGAUUGCCCUUUCUGGCCGGAUGAUGGUCUUUGCCAUUUGAGGGAUUGCAGCGUCUGUGAAUGCCCAGAGAAUGAGUUUCCUGAAUCAUUUCGGAAACCUUCUGGAACUGGUCUCUUGUCAGAUAAACUAGUUUGUCAAGAGGAAAAGCCUGAGGCUGCUGUAGAUCGCACAGUAGAUGCUAAAGCUUUCAAAGGCUGGAUGGAGGUGGAUAAUCCAUGGACAAAUGAUGAUGAGACAGAUAAUGCUGACAUGACAUAUGUGGAUCUACAACUGAAUCCUGAACGCUACACAGGCUAUAGUGGUCCCUCUGCAAGAAGAAUAUGGGAUGCAAUUUAUGCAGAGAACUGCUACAAUUAUCCAUCUGAGGAGUGCCAAGAGAAGAGAAUAUUGUAUAAGUUGAUAUCUGGUCUUCAUUCAUCCAUCUCGAUUCACAUUGCUGCUGAGUAUCUGCUCGAUGAGAAAACAAACACGUGGGGCCAAAACUAUUCAUUAAUGUAUGACCGGGUCUUGAAACAUCCUGAUCGUGUCCGAAACUUGUACUUCACUUUUCUUUUUGCACUUCGAUCAGUGUUAAAAGCUAAGGAAUAUCUGGAGCAAGCUGACUACGAUACUGGAAAUCCAUUAGACGACAUGAAUACACAGCUCUUGUUGAAGAAGCUGCUUAACGAUCAUCAACUGCUAUCUGCCUGCCCUAAACCAUUUGACGAAGCUAAACUGUGGAAAGGCCAGAGUGGACCAGAACUGAUGAAGCAGACACAGAAACAGUUCCGAAAUAUAAGCGCAUUGAUGGAUUGCAUUGGGUGUGAAAAGUGCCGUCUUUGGGGGAAGCUUCAGGUUCUGGGACUCGGGACUGCACUAAAAAUUUUGUUCUCCGUCAAUGGCGACCAACCAUCUGCUCAGCGACUGCAACUGCAAAGAAACGAGGUUAUUGCUUCAAUAAAUCUUCUCAAUCGGCUUUCGGAAUCAGUCAAGCUAGUCCAUGAGAUGGGGCCUUCAGUCGAGCAGAUGUUCGGAAAAAUCAUCAGAGGACCAAGCGACCAAACUAUUCAUCAGAGCUAGUAAUCUUCCAUCAAAUUAUAUCUUGCAUUUUCAUCGCCUUUUUAGAGCGAGUACUCGACUGAUCUCUCUCUCGUCAGCAGGCGUUUAAAUUAAGUGACCAGCUUCAGCUCCGGUUCGUGAAACUGUGUUGCAGUAAAUGAAGUCCACGGCAGCUGGAAUCGAAGCUGAGUCAAUGUCACUGAGAGAACGUUGCUCCAAUUGUAUGUGUUUCUCUUUCUAAUUUGUUGGUUUAUGGUUUUGGUGUUAAUCUGUUUAUUGUAUAUGAAAUAUCAUUAAUAUGAUUGUAUCUUGGCACACCGCUCUUCAUGAGCUGAUAUAAUAUGUGUUUGUGCGCGUGCGCACAUAUAUUUUCGAAUAGAUUUUUGUAAAUGAAGUUAUGAUAUUGGUUGAGGAUCCAGAUUAAGAUUGAGGAAUCUGAGCUCCAGACAGGAGUAGGUAGUAAUACUUGAAUUGAGUUUUGAAGAGAACAUAUUUAAGUGAUGAACUAUAUACCUACAUAGAAGAAUACAUGUAACCUAAGAUAGCAGAAAUAUUUCUGAAAAAGAAGCCAUGCUUAUGUUAUCUGCUACUCUUAUUCGGACUGCUUUGUCCGUAUAAUCACUGCCUUGUCCGUGCAUCAUCAGUCAUUUGCUUUGUCUGCCUAGCUAGCUCCAUUCAUUUACGUUCUUGAAAUCCCUUAGUUGGCCGCGUCUGCUGCUGCUGGCCGGCCGUGUCUCUCCUCGGAGCUUCUGCGCCCGUGGGGCGAUGGGAAAUCUUUGAGAAGGGCAAAGAGAAAUGGGAGUUGGAAUUAUGCUUCACCAAACAUUUCCUACAUAUUAGUACAACACACAAAGAGGAAACACUUAUAAUGGACUCUUUGCUUUCAAAUGAUGCCUAAUAUUCUGUUUCGAAGGGCAUCGCUGGGCACACCUUAUGGCCAGCGGCAUCCAUCUUCUCCAAUCCUUCCUCCGCUAUCGUCUCGAGAUUCGGAGCGUUUGAAGCCUUCUGUGGGAAGAUUACUGGCGCUGGUGCAACCUCAACCCAGUUCUCAUACCUCAUUUGCUUUCUCAUCUUUGUUUUGCACCACCAAAAUAUUCUACACAGAUUCUUGUAGGGAAUGUGAAGAUGGCGAUUGUAAAGUGGUUUUUAUUGUAUUCAUAUGGGGGAAGGGAAACUGUUGAAGGACCUUGAAUUGUGGAAAUUAAUGGCAGAACAGAAUGCCAGGUGUUUGGUUUUCUUGAUUAUUGUUGUUUGAGGAAUCUAUUCUUUUGAAUUGUUCAAUAUUUCAGCUCUACUGAAAUUUUCACCGUCUA